AUGCCCGGCUUCUUUUUCCAGGUCGUCGGUCAUGAAAUUGUCGGCAUUGUAGAGCGCGUCGGCGCAGGUGUCCCCCACCUGACUAGCUCUCCGGCCUCGGCGACCAUCCGCACAGGUGACCGCGUAGGUAUUGGUGCCCAGAGUGGCUCAUGCCUCCGCUCUGACUGUGAGGCCUGUGCCGACGGUCAAGAAAGCUACUGCACACGCAUGACAGGGACCUACAACGGACGGUACCCCGACAAAAGCAAGUCCUUUGGAGGAUACGCGGCGCGGUGGCGUGGCCCGGCGCAUUUUGCCGUCAAGAUUCCAGACACGCUUCCCAGCGCCGAGGCGGCUCCUCUACUCUGCGGCGGCGUCACUGUAUUUGCUCCCUUGCGCAAAUGGGGGCUGGCGCUCGGUGCAGACCGAGUCAUUGCCAUUUCGCGGUCGUCUAGCAAGAAAGCGGAUGCGAUGCAGGGACUCGAGGCUGAUGCAUUCAUAGCUACAGGCGAGGAGAAAGGAUGGGCGAAGACGCAUUCGCGAAGCAUUGAUAUCUUGUUGUCAACUGUUUCUGGGCCCGGAAUGCCCUUGGGCCAGUAUUUGCGACUUUUGAAGCGCGACGGGGUGUUUAUUCAGGUUGGAGCGCCGGAAGAUGCGCUGCCUCCGUUGAUGGCAUUCUCGUUGAUUCAGAAAAGUGUUAAGAUCACCGGGUCGAAUAUCGGAUCUCCGGAGGACAUUCGACAGAUGCUGGCGCUUGCGGCGGAGAAGCGGGUUCUGCCGUGGAUUCAGAAGAGACCAAUGGAGGAGGUUAAUGCUGCCUUGACGGAUAUGCAUGAUGGGAAGGCGAGGUAUCGCUAUGUACUCGAAAAUGGCGAGAAGCAAGCAAAGUUGUAA
Messenger RNA from Penicillium diatomitis, 873 nucleotides. Its product is annotated as NAD(P)-dependent alcohol dehydrogenase. Gene Ontology annotation, biological process: alcohol metabolic process. The transcript has 2 exons. Lineage: Eukaryota; Fungi; Ascomycota; Eurotiomycetes; Eurotiales; Aspergillaceae. Gene Ontology annotation, molecular function: alcohol dehydrogenase (NADP+) activity; zinc ion binding. The record is from RefSeq and is a predicted model, not a curated record. The coding region runs from base 1 to 873 and encodes 290 amino acids.